Molecule: messenger RNA, 210 nt
Organism: Pochonia chlamydosporia 170
Lineage: Eukaryota; Fungi; Ascomycota; Sordariomycetes; Hypocreales; Clavicipitaceae
Exons: 1
Coding region: 1-210 (69 amino acids)
Source: RefSeq, a predicted model, not a curated record
AUGCAUACAGCAGGUGCCCGUGAACCGGGGUUAUCCGCAGUAAAUGAAACAGUAUGGAAACGAGCAUCAGUAUUUUCUGCUCGACAUAGUCUGGGCACCACUCUUAAAGAUAAUGAGUCUCGGCUGGAGCAUUCAGCAUUUCACCUCCGAGAAUCCGUUGGAAGAGCUCAAUACGUGGGUGAACACUUACUCAAUGCAAUUACAGGAUAA